Molecule: messenger RNA, 3527 nt
Organism: Dromaius novaehollandiae (emu)
Lineage: Eukaryota; Metazoa; Chordata; Aves; Casuariiformes; Dromaiidae
Gene: AHCYL1
Product: adenosylhomocysteinase like 1
Exons: 17
Coding region: 210-1790 (526 amino acids)
Biological process (GO): L-methionine cycle
Cellular component (GO): cytosol
Source: RefSeq, a predicted model, not a curated record
GGGCGCGCUGACGUCGCGGCGGCGGGCAGCUCCGCCCCUGGCGCCGAGCGCGGCGGCCGCAGUCCGCGCCGCAGAGGGUCGGAGCCGGCGGCGCCGGGCCGGGCCGGACCGGACCGGGUUGAGCCGGGUUGAGCCGAGCCGAGCCGAGCUCCGCCCCCCGCCCCUCCGCGCCCGGUGCCGCUCGCGGCCCCGGCCCGCCGCUCCGCAGCAUGUCGGUACCGGACUCGGCCGGCGGCGACGAGGUGAAGCAGGCCAAGGAGAUCGAGGACGCCGAGAAGUACUCGUUCAUGGCCACCGUCACCAAGGCGCCCAAGAAGCAAAUCCAGUUUGCAGAUGACAUGCAGGAAUUCACCAAGUUCCCAACCAAGACUGGCCGUCGGUCGCUGUCCCGCUCCAUCUCACAGUCUUCCACCGAUAGCUACAGCUCCGCUGCCUCCUACACUGACAGCUCUGAUGAUGAGGUGUCCCCCCGCGAGAAGCAGCAAACCAACUCCAAGGGCAGCAGCAAUUUCUGCGUGAAGAACAUCAAGCAGGCAGAGUUUGGGCGCCGGGAGAUCGAGAUCGCUGAACAAGACAUGUCUGCUCUGAUUUCACUCAGGAAACGAGCUCAAGGAGAGAAGCCUUUGGCUGGAGCUAAAAUCGUGGGCUGUACACACAUUACAGCACAGACUGCGGUGCUGAUCGAGACGCUGUGCGCGCUGGGGGCUCAGUGCCGCUGGUCUGCCUGCAACAUCUAUUCCACCCAAAACGAAGUGGCAGCUGCCUUGGCAGAAGCUGGUGUUGCCGUGUUUGCCUGGAAGGGGGAAUCGGAGGACGACUUCUGGUGGUGCAUUGACCGCUGUGUUAAUGUAGAUGGUUGGCAGGCCAACAUGAUCCUGGAUGACGGCGGGGACCUGACCCACUGGGUUUAUAAGAAAUACCCCAACGUAUUCAAGAAGAUCCGAGGAAUUGUGGAGGAAAGCGUGACUGGUGUGCACAGGCUGUACCAGCUCUCCAAGGCCGGGAAGCUGUGUGUCCCAGCCAUGAACGUUAAUGACUCGGUCACCAAACAGAAAUUUGACAACCUGUAUUGCUGCCGGGAGUCCAUCCUGGACGGCCUGAAGAGGACCACGGAUGUGAUGUUUGGAGGGAAGCAAGUGGUGGUUUGUGGUUACGGGGAGGUUGGCAAGGGAUGCUGUGCCGCUCUGAAAGCCCUGGGAGCGAUCGUCUACGUCACGGAGAUCGACCCCAUCUGCGCUCUCCAGGCCUGCAUGGACGGAUUCCGGGUGGUGAAGCUGAGCGAAGUUAUCCGUCAGGUGGACGUCGUCAUCACCUGCACAGGAAACAAGAACGUUGUGACCAGAGAACACCUGGAUCGGAUGAAGAACAGCUGUAUCGUGUGUAACAUGGGCCACUCCAACACUGAGAUCGAUGUGACCAGCCUCCGGACCCCGGAGCUGACCUGGGAGCGCGUCCGCUCCCAAGUGGACCACGUCAUCUGGCCGGACGGGAAGCGGGUGGUGCUGCUGGCCGAGGGCCGUCUUCUCAACCUGAGCUGCUCCACGGUUCCCACCUUCGUUCUCUCCAUCACGGCCACCACUCAGGCUCUGGCUCUGAUCGAGCUUUACAACGCUCCCGAGGGCCGUUACAAACAGGACGUCUACUUGCUGCCGAAGAAGAUGGACGAAUACGUCGCCAGCUUGCACCUGCCGUCGUUCGACGCCCACCUGACGGAACUGACGGACGAUCAAGCAAAAUACCUGGGACUCAACAAAAACGGGCCUUUCAAGCCCAACUACUACAGAUACUGACGGACCAUAUCCAUGAAGGACCAGACCACACAAGGCAACAUUAGAGAGAUUAUUUUUAAAGACCAUUUUAUUUUGUUUUUUCGUUUUUAACCAACAAAGAAACCUGUUUUUACGUUUCUUUUAUCAGUGUGAUUUUAAGGCCACUUUUCUUUUCUCAGUUUCACCCUUUCAUGUGAUCACAUCUCUGCCUGCUCUUGGCAGACAACCUGGGAUUCGCUUCCUGCUUUGAUGUGGCUGAAGCCGCCGGUGGCUCCCAGCCCUCGCUCCCAGAAAAGGGUUCCCUUUCCUGGUGUGUGAAGGGCAAGUCAUUCCUGCAAUGAUGUUUAUUUUUUGCUGGUUUUUUUUUUUUUUGACCUUUCCAGCCUGCGUUAGUCUCAGUUGGGAUACCUGCAGCUGCGGAGAUGCUGUUCUACCUUACCUUACGUUUCUUUCUUUGUGUGGAUUAUCUGCAACUUCUAAAUUGCCUUAAAGAGCCCAGUUUUAGCUGCUAGAUCAGUGCUCCCGGCGCUGCCUGGGAGCAGAGUGGCGCCUGCUGGCCACCUCGCGAAUAGGGGACUGUCCCCAGCUCAGCCAGGGGCCCCGCGCCGAGGCGGCUGGUGGCCCGGGCUGGGUGUCCGGCUGGGUAGGGGGAGUUCGCUGUUUCAGGGUGCUAAUCUGAAUUCGGACGGGGGUCGCUUACCCAGCGUUAUUCUCAUCUCUCCUAGUUUUUUUUAGCCAAACUGCACCUUAAUUGAGUUAAAAACAUUUUUGUGGGUUUUUUUUCCCCACCUCUCUUUUUCUUUUUUGAUUCUUAAAGAUGUUUUAAAGGAGGGAAGCGAUAGGGAUGGUGAGGCAACGCACCCAGCUGCGGAGUUUGGGCGCGGAGGUGGUUUUUUGAGGGUUUCUGGGCGUUUUUUGGGGUUUCGCUUUGUUUCGAGCUGGACGCAGCGCUGAGCCUUCUCCCCGCGCCGUCCCCUCGGCCGCCUCCGUGGGGGGAACGCGGCCGUGCCGUCACCUGCCUGGGUAAUCGCGUAACCCCCCCAGCCGGGUCCGCCGCCCCGCGGCCCGUCGCGCACAGCACUUAGCCCCCUUGGCGCUCCUCGGCCUUCUCGGCCGGCCUCGCUGCUCUGCCGCGGCGCCGCUCCGCUGCUCGUGUCACCUCUUUCGUCCCUGGUGACAGCUCUUCCUCUUCUCCAUCUCUUUCAGCUUGUCCCGGGCCGGGGGAAGCUCCUUGCAACCCCGUGAGGUUUCUCUUUCCUUCUCUUCCCCCUUCCUCCGCGCCUCUUUGCUCCCCCAAAGCAAAGCGCGGCGGGACGGAGGGCCCCAGCGCCGGGGUUUGGCUUGGCCCGUUGCCCCGCCGCGCGUCCCCCCGGCAUCUCCGGUACCGCGAAAUUCGAGAUGCCGCGGUGCCGCGCGCCCCGUCGCCUCCGGCCGCCCUCUCGCGGGGUCCGAGGCCGGCGUCCCCCCCUCUGUGGGGCAGCGCUGGCCUCGCCGGGGCAGGUGGCCCCGUGGGGGGCUCUCGGCUUGCUGGGGGGCCCGGGACCCCCCUCCUCGCCCGCGGCUCCCCCUCCGAUAAGCCAUGGCGCGUGGGGCGGCCCGGCGGCGGCUCCUGCCCCCCAUGCGGGGCGGCCGGGCUCGGCGGCGGGCCGGGAGGGAGAGGUUUAUUUUGUAUAUGAAUGAUUUUUAAUGAAUGCAAUAUUAAUCCUUGCAGAUGAGCAAUAAAUCAUUAAAGUCUAAUUAAACUAUUAGGAAAACCAA